Molecule: messenger RNA, 2872 nt
Organism: Rotaria sordida
Lineage: Eukaryota; Metazoa; Rotifera; Eurotatoria; Philodinida; Philodinidae
Source: the annotation of a GenBank genome assembly
AUGCCUACAAAAGCAAACAAAAAGCUUCACGGUCCCAGUCUUUAUAAAACAUUUGUUGAUGCUUAUAUGAAAGCUCGACCUGAUGAAAGACGAGUUAUAAAACAUCGUGCUGCACAACUUGAAUGGAAUGAAAUAAAAUGGAAUGAAGAAUAUGUUAAAGAGAAAAUUGAGGAAUAUUUAGAAAUAUACAAUAAACUUGAAUUCCCUUCAGAUCAAGGUAUUGAAUGUUUAUCAUCAUCAUCAUUAUUACAUUCUUCAAAAUUAUCAAAAACUAAUCGUAUUCGAUCAAAAAGAAAAAGAAAAAAAAGAGAUUUAGAUUAUCGUCUUAGAAAACGUAAACCAGUUGAAGAAGAAAUAUUUGAAGAUCCAAAAGAAUUACCACCUAUAAAAGGUAUUCCAUUAGAACCAUUAUCAAAACAAAAAAAACAACCAGCACAAGAACGUCUUUAUAAACAAUUAAGUGAUAUUAAUGAUCGUAUUGCUUCAUUAGUACAAGUUAGACAAAUGGGUUUAUCAACAUCUGAAAAUAGAAAACAAUUAAAACAAUUAAUGAAAGAUAGAACAAAGAAAGCUUUUGAAUUAAAACGUCUUCAAUCAAAACAAAGAUCUUCAGAUAGAUAUCGAAUUAGACGAAAACAAAUUGUUGAACAUUUAUUUGAAACCAAACCUGAAUUACAUCCACAAUUAAAUAAACUUUAUCGUCGUGGUACUGGUCGACCACGAGUUGAAGAAGAAUGUCCUGAUCUAUUACAAAUUAUUGAAGAAAUUGCAAGAGUUGGUGGAGCAAGUGAUGAUCGAAGACGAUCAGAAACUAUUCGACCUUGUUUAACAUUAGAUGAUUUAAGAGAAAAAAUUAAACAAAGAGGUUAUGAUAUUAAAAGAACAACACUUUAUUAUCGUCUCUUACCUCAUCGUGCAAAAUCAAGAGAUGGUCGUCGUCAUGUAAAUACUGUUCCAGUUCGUCUUCGUCGUGCUCAAAAUGAUGAUCAUAGAAAACAUGAAGAUGGUCAUUUUGCUACAGCAACAAUACGUUAUAUGAAAGAUUUAGCUUCUAUAUUCGGCAAUGAUUGUGUUUUUUAUUUAUCUCAAGAUGAUAAAUGUAAAGUUCCAUUAGGUUUACCUGCAGCUAAAAUUCAAGCACCAAUGCUUAUGCAUUUGGAUUAUCGUAUACGUUUACCAGAUCAUGAUUGGACAGUUGCACCUCGACAUCAAUUAACACCAAGUGUAUAUGCAGCAUGUUUAUUAUCUGAAGAGGGUGAUUUAGGUUAUUCAGGUCCAACAUAUGUUGCAAUACGUUCAGCUAAACAUGAAUUUUCAAGUGCUGAAUCUCAUGCACUAGAUUUUGAUCGUCUUGUUUGUUUAAAAGAAUUUGAACAAGUAGCACGUGAUGAAACUGGACAAGUUAAACCAAUUUUAAUUAUUACAGUUGAUGGUGGUCCUGAUGAAAAUCCACGUUUUCCAAAAACACUUGUUGCAAGUAUUAGAAAAUUUAAAAAAUAUAAUUUAGAUGCACUUUUUAUUCUUACACAUGCUCCUGGUCAAUCAGCUUAUAAUAUAGUUGAACGUCGUAUGGCACCAUUAUCUCAUGAUUUAGCUGGUCUUAUUUUACCACAUGAUCAUUUUGGUUCACAUUUAAAUGAAUCAGGUGGAACAAUGAAUGUUGAUUUAGAAAAAUUAAAUUUUCGUAAAGCUGGACAAAUCUUAGCCGAAAGAUGGAAUCUAUCAGUUAUUGAUGGAUAUCCAUGUGUUGCUGAAUAUAUUAAUCCACCAGCUACAACAGAUGAUGAACGUCGACAAGUUGAUGUUAAAAUGGUUAUAGAUGAACUUUUACGACAAACUUGUGCUGAAGAAGAAGCAGAAGAAGGAUAUGAAUUUCGUAUUCAACAAUCGGAAGAAUAUUAUCAAGAAAAUGCUCGUGCACCAAGAGAAAAAACUGGAGAACAACCAAAAUAUGAUAUUGAUGAAUAUUGGUGUGCUAUACAUGUUUUACAAACACAAUAUACAUUACAAAUAGUUCGUUGUAAUUCAAUUGAAUGUUGUGGACCAUGGCGUUCAAAUUAUGAUGAAGUAUUUCCUCAUCGAUUUUUACCAUCACCUGUACCAUUUGAACGUACACCAUAUGGUAUUAGAGUGGCAGAAAGAGAUUAUCAAAGAGGACAAUUUUAUGGUUCAUUAUUUCAAAGAAUUCAAUAUCAUGGUGUUGUUAUUCAACAUACACAGAAUGAAAUGUUACCAUUUGAUUUCUGUUGUUCAUCAGUGAAAAAGGAAUUAAAAAAACGUACAUGUAGAAUAUGUAAUCAAUAUAUUCCAUCGGCAUAUCGUAUGAAAAAUCAUUAUAAAAUUCAUGCACAAAAUUAUGAACAUUUUGAUCAUGAUCAAGAGGAUAGAUUACCAUCACUAAUAAUAAAUGAUAUAACAAUCGAUUCAAAUGAAAAGCAACCAUUAAUACCAGCAGCAUUAGCACCUGUAGUUAAAAUUGAAAUGUUAGAUUGGCUUCGAUCAGAUUUUGAUGAUAUUGAUUUAAAUUCAAAAAUAUCACAACUUGCAAGUGAUCGUGUUACACGUUCUAUGAUAAAAUUAUGUUUUGAUGAAAAUAAUGAUGAAUUGGAAAGUAAAGAUUUUAUUCAUAUAGACUAAAAACAUUCAAUAAUAAUCAUCUUUAAUUGUUAUUAUUUUUCAUUCUAGCUUUUUUUUUUUUGUAGUAUUUUUAUUUCGAUUAAUUAUCUUUUUAAAUUUCUUGUGAAAAUAAAAAAAUUUUCAAUAUACAAUAAGAAUUUUUUUUUCUUGAUCUAUAAUGAACAUGAAUAUCUUUUUGGAUAUUGAGAAUAACAAAUACAUUUAAAUGUAUUUUCAGAAGAGAGGGUGUGGGUGU